Messenger RNA from Capronia epimyces CBS 606.96, 417 nucleotides. RefSeq lists its product as uncharacterized. The coding region runs from base 1 to 417 and encodes 138 amino acids. The transcript is spliced from 3 exons. The record is from RefSeq and is a predicted model, not a curated record. NCBI's taxonomy places the organism in Eukaryota, Fungi, Ascomycota, Eurotiomycetes, Chaetothyriales, Herpotrichiellaceae.
AUGGUAGACAAACCGCCCUCUGCCUCUGGCGCUGCGCCGAAGAAAGCGGCCUCAUCAUCGUCUGCAGCAUACAUCUCCUCAUCAGGACAUGUUCUUGAAACACCUCCUCUCUCCGCCCGCAUCUCUCGCCUCUCCGACAGCAUCUACAACUUUAUCGGCUUGUAUUUCGUGUCGCUGUUCAGGGCCCUAACGCGUAUCAGGAGAGAGCGCGGUGGGGUGGUGCCAAUCGAUCUGCGACGGGUGGAAGAGCUGGACCUCCUGGGCGUGGAGUUGGAGGUGGACCUGGACCUGGAAGUGGAAGUGGAAGUGCAGGCAGGAGAUUCGGCGGCAUCGAUGAUGUUCGAGAGCCGGAGUGCGGAAGCUGUGGGUGAACAUUCACAAUUCACAAUUCACAGCACAGUUCACAGUGAACUGUGA